This is a messenger RNA of Drosophila navojoa, 1468 nucleotides long. RefSeq lists its product as uncharacterized. The record is from RefSeq and is a predicted model, not a curated record. NCBI's taxonomy places the organism in Eukaryota, Metazoa, Arthropoda, Insecta, Diptera, Drosophilidae.
AUUGCACGGUCGCUGCCAGAAAUCGGUCAGUAACGGUAAUGCGAUUCAAGUGCGAGCAACAUGCUCCUGUUAAUCAGUGUUGGUCUUGGCUUAACGCUAGCCUUCCUCAGCUUCGGCUUGCUUGUGGUGCUGCCAUUUCUGGCUAUCUUAAUGGUGCUGCUCUGCCUGGGCCUGCUGCUGCUGAGUCGCAAGUCUGUGCUCAUUUUCGACAAGUAUCCCAGCAAGGGCAUCUUUUAUAGGCUAAAGUAUCAGAUUGCAUUGCUCGUGCUGCGCAAGCUGCGCGAUCGCAUCUAUAAGCGUAACGAGGAGGAGCUAAGCUCCGCAUCGCAUCUGGCCACGCUUGAUCGGCCCCAGCCGCUAACGGACGACCCGAAGAGCUACGAUGUGGUCAGCCUUAUGGCUGCCAAUGCCGCCGGCGAGAAGCUGAUGAUCACGCUGGAGCGGCGCCGGCGUGGCGUACUGAAAGCUGCGCUCUACCUGUGGCUACCCAGCGGCAAGCUCUAUAUGCUGCCCAAGCUACCGGACAUGGUGCACUUCACCAGUGACGGCAGCGAGGAAAGCACCGAAUUUCGUGGCGCAGGCUUUCACAUCUAUCCGGAGCAGGCGAUGACUCUAUGGCGCGUCAAAUACGUUGGUCAGCUGCGUAGCGAAGCGGAGCAGGAGCUGGUGGAUGUGCAGCUGGAUAUGCAGUUCGUGAGCCAAACGGCUCACUUCAAUUACAAUCGUGAUCUCAGCUCUUCGCUCAUUGCGGACUCCGUGGCGCGUGAGGCCUGGAACGAGAGCUUCUAUGGCAUGCUCAAGUCCGUCGGCCACAUUGUGGAGAAGCGUACCCACUACGAGCAGUACGGCCAGUUGAAGGGCAGCAUUGUGUUGGGCCAGCAACAGCUGCAGCUGGAGCUGCGCAGCAUUCGGGAUCACAGUUUCGGCACCGAGCGCUGCCUCAGCUCGAUCAAUCGCUAUGUGUACUUCGCUCUGUUGCUCGAUGAUGGCAGCAGCAUGGUCGUUGGCAACCUAAGUCAGCCCUCUUUCUUCCUAUCCUCGCUCAAGGUGGGCUACGUGUGCACGCCCGAGGGCGUCUAUCAGGCGAUUACGGCAAGCAACUUUGAGCUCUACUCCUACGGCGAGAAGGGUGUGCCGCCACAGCAUCAAAACUUCAUUGUGGAGACCGCGGAGCGCUCGUAUCUGGUCCAAAUACGCGUGGAGCACAGUGCCGUGCGCUUUGUAGGCGGCGACUGGGAGUCCAAGGUCUACAAUCAGUUCGUCGCCUGCACCGUCAACGGCAUCGGCGGCCAGGGACAUGCUGAAUAUCUCUACAGGCACAAGAUGGGACGACCAGAUGCGGUGUCUGCCAAGGAUCCCGAAUGGUAUCAGCGCAUCAAGAGCUUUGAGCGCAGCCUGAGCACCCUGGAGCCAGUCAUCGAAGAAGAUUUUAUAUUUUAAGCAAAUUCCCAACUCUUCUAUACAUAGA